AGGCUAAUCUCAGCCAGAAAGAAACGCGCUCACGGCACGCUAACAAAAACCAGACCACGCGGAACGGCAACCAACAGUUCUUCACAACGGAACAGGGGGGAUACGAGAAAGAGGAGAAGAGCUCCCAGAUUCUCUCGCUUGCUCGCUCGGUCGCCUGUGCGCGCUUGAUUUCAUCUUCCAUCCCCUCGCACGCGAUUCCUCUGUCCCUCUCUCCGGCGGCUGCUCCGAUCCCAAACCGUGAUUCGCGCGAUGGCGGCCAUCGCCGGCGGCAACAAGAUCCGCAACGCCAAGCUGGUCCUUCUUGGGGACGUGGGCGCCGGCAAGUCCAGCCUGGUCCUCCGGUUUGUCAAGGGCCAGUUCGUCGAAUUCCAGGAAUCAACCAUCGGCGCGGCCUUCUUCUCGCAGACUCUGGCAGUUAACGACGAGACGGUGAAGUUCGAGAUAUGGGACACGGCGGGGCAGGAGCGGUACCACAGCUUGGCUCCCAUGUAUUACCGGGGCGCUGCGGCUGCCAUAGUUGUCUACGACAUCACGAAUGCGGCCUCUUUUACACGUGCGAAGAAAUGGGUUCAAGAACUUCAAGCACAAGGAAACUCAAAUACAAUAGUGGCUCUUGCUGGGAACAAGGCUGAUUUGUUAGAGGCAAGGCAGGUGCCAGCAGAAGAAGCAAAGGCGUAUGCUCAAGAGAACAGUCUCUUCUUUAUGGAAACUUCUGCUAAAACAGCUAUCAAUGUGAAUGACGUGUUCUAUGAGAUUGCGAAGAAAUUGCUUCAAGGGCAGCAGGUUCAGAACCCACAAGGCGGAAUGGUUCUCAACCAGAGACCACCUGAGAGGAUGGUGAGCUCUUCUUCGUGCUGCGCGUAAAGCACAAGCUGGAGCAUGGAUUACAUAUCUCAUGGCCUGAAUUCCAAGAACAGUAUCUAAGCAAUGAAGAAUGUCUCGCCGAAUCUUGUGAAGUAGUUGCCAUCCCAGCUGCUAAAAUCCUGUAUUUUUUACUGCUUGUUCAUUGCUUCCUUGUAAAUGUGAAUACUAGAGUGUUACUUCAGAGAUUCACGAGUGUACCUACAGUGCAUGAUCGUGCUUGUCUUUCUAAGGCUAGAGAGAACAUAGUAACAGAUUCGUUUGAUUCACUUGUUCAAAUCGUGCAAUCUCAAAAUUACAAUCUUUCAGGCUUCAUUCAGAUGCAA
Messenger RNA from Sorghum bicolor (sorghum), 1187 nucleotides. Its product is annotated as ras-related protein RABF2a-like. The coding region runs from base 250 to 864 and encodes 204 amino acids. The transcript has 7 exons. Gene Ontology annotation, molecular function: GTP binding; GTPase activity. NCBI's taxonomy places the organism in Eukaryota, Viridiplantae, Streptophyta, Magnoliopsida, Poales, Poaceae. The record is from RefSeq and is a predicted model, not a curated record.